Messenger RNA from Dovyalis caffra, 528 nucleotides. The record is from the annotation of a GenBank genome assembly. Lineage: Eukaryota; Viridiplantae; Streptophyta; Magnoliopsida; Malpighiales; Salicaceae.
AUGGGCUAUCCACUGUGGUUUGGAUCAUUCGCACCAUUUUCUUCUUCUGUAUUCCGCCUUUUGUGCCGCAUGGCAGACCACCUGUCAUAUUUCGGCAGAGGUGGUCUACAUUUGCACACAUCCACACAUGGGGAGACUAGGGAGAGGGUGUAUUCACAAAUGUAUGCGUACUAUCACAUCCACAGUGAGAUUAACUUCUCAAAAUGUCCGUUUAUGACACUAAAGAACAACUUCACUAAGGCUCCACCACUUUCACCAUAUCUUCAAAGCAAUCCCACCCACUUCUCCUCCAUGACGGAAUCGAGAACCCAAACUCACUGUGUUGAUGCGAGACAGACAACUAAUGACCCGACGAAAUACAACCCCGGACCCCAACUCAAUACACCCAAAUGCAUACGGGGACUUUUAAAAGGAAAGAACAUGCCGAAUAACAAUAACCUCAAACGAAACGGCACGAAUGAUGGCCAACUUGGCCCAUUCGGCGGAUUCUUUAAUCAUAUGGUCAUCGGAAGACAAACAUUCAAUUAA